CCUGUCGUUGGGGAAGUGGGCGAGCGCGUCGCACGCGUCUCACUUCGGUAAGUUGUAGGCUGGAGUGCAGCUCGCGGCUCGCAGGUCGCCGGAGACGGGGUCGGGUAGUCCGAGGCGAUGGUGUUGCACGCGCACGAUCUGACCCAUUCCCUGGAGUUAGCGGUCAGUUCGGCAGAAAACGCACCGACAGAGACCCAUGUGUGUCCGGCCUGAACAUGUCGCACAGGCACUCGGGACACCAGUUCCUCCAUGAUGUACCCUCGAAAGUCAUGCUGGAAUUUAACCGAGUCAUGGACAGCCUUUCGGACUCGGAGUGGGAGCGAUUCGCCUCCCAUGUGCUGACUGACCAGACGGACCUCCGGCUCGCCCUGCGGAGUAAGAGCCGCACAGACGUUGUGAUAAACCGUUGGAGCAUGCUGAACGGCACAGUCAAGGACCUGCUGAGACUUCUGGAGGAAUUGCAACUGUACAGAGCGCGAGACAUUUUUAAGGACUGGCACUCGUGCAGUGGAAGUUUUGGUACAGGCAAACAUGCCUCUCCUACUCCAGGUCCUUCACAGGCACCUGUAACACUUCCUCUUCCUGACCCAGUGAUCAAUGACAGUCUUCCCAAGCCUGACCCUCCACCACCGCACUUGGACUCAGAAGGACCCUCUGUUUCACAGCCCCGUGAGUUGCUUCUUGUUCCGAGUGCCAUGCGCUGGUCAAUAGAGGAGGUGCAGCAGGGUACAGACAACUUCUCAGCAGCACGACGGAUUGGUGAGGGAGGUUUUGGACAGGUGUAUUUGGCAAAUAUGAGAAACACGGACUAUGCUGUUAAGAGGCUGAAAGAGCAAGACUCUCGGCUAAACUGGACACUUGUGAAAGAAACCUUCAGGACGGAGGUGGAGAAACUGUCACAAUACAGACACCCUAAUAUUGUGGACUUUGCGGGAUACUGUUUUGGAGGAGGGGCAUAUUGCCUGCUGUACGGGUUCAUGCCCAAUGGCUCGUUGGAGGGCCAGCUCCAUUGCAAGAGUGGUGCUGCCCUCUCUUGGCCACAGCGUGUCAGUGUGUUGCUGGGGACAGCAAAAGCUCUCCAGUUUCUGCACCAGAGCAGUCCUCAGCUCAUCCAUGGGGAUGUGAAGAGCUCCAACAUCCUCCUGGGAGAGCAUCUGGAACCAAAACUGGGGGACUUUGGACUGGCUCGGUUUUAUCAGAGCAGCCACAGGAAGUCUGGUAAAUCCACCACUGUGGCUCAAACAAAGACCUUGCGCGGGACAUUGGCCUACCUGCCUGAUGAGUAUGUCAAAGGUGGAGAGCUGGGACUGUGGAUCGACACCUAUAGCUUUGGUGUGGUGUUGCUGGAAGUGCUGACUGGUCGCAAGGCCAUGGAAACAGACAACCAGGACAGGACUUUGUAUUUGAAAGAUCUGGCUACAGAAUGUGAGAGUAAGAAGGAAGCUGCAGCACACAUCUGGAAGAAACACCUGGAUCCCAGUAUUCUCCCUGCAGCUAAGCCGGGUCCUCCAGGGUCCCUGGAGAUCUCAUCACUUGCCUGUCGCUGCCUGGACUCUAGGAGGAAACGACCACCUAUGGUAGAGGUGUUCAAAACCCUUAAAGAAAUUAGUGAAACACUAGAUACUUCCAGUAAAUGUUCUCCUGAAGUGUGUGUGGAAGUGGAAUCUCUUCCACUAUAUCAGUCCCCUCCUCCUGUGCCUCCAUCCCUUUCUCUUGACCAAUCAUUGGCAUCUCUCACCCAUCAAGUCCUGAAAACAGGACCCCAAGAGGAUACUUAUGACUGUCCCCCCAACACCCACUCUCAGUUGGCUCCGUUAGAAAUGGUCAGCUCACCAGCACAGUCUUUGAAGAAAGCAGGUGGAGCGUGGGAACUGCGCCCACCCUCCUUCCAGACUCCCUGUGAAUCAGAUGAAAGUCAGGGCUACUCUCAGUACUUCGCUUCUGGGCAGUCGUCCCUUGACCACAAGUGCGGGGUCCAGAGCGGGGCAGGCCAGUCCUCCUCUCUCUGUGAAGGUUGUCAGCUGGAGGGCGCUACACACGCUGCUUCAGCACAAUCUGCUUCUCUGACAGACCUCCCCAGUAAAAGGAUAGUAAUAAAUAGUGUGAAACAACGUUUUGUCCAGAAGAUGGAGCUGUACAAGGAAGGCAGGAUCCCCAUCUCUAACCUGUUUUCCUCCGACAGCCUUUCUGAUGAUGGUGUGGACAGUAAAAGCCAAGAACCAGUGGAAAGUGAUGAGUUUGAAACCGCACCUGCAGAAGCUAGUCAGACUUCCACACAAACAUCUUUUUAAAGAAACAAUAACCGUCAAACUUGCCAAGUCAACAAUUCACUGCAUUACUCUUAGGUGAAAAUGUUAUUUUUUUUCCCCCCAUAUGUAUAUUGAUACAGAAUAAUUUUUGUUUGCAUAUGUAAAUAGUUGUUUACCAUAGUAAAAUACUCUAGGUCCUGCAUUUAUUUCUCAUUGUUUACAUAUUUUUGAUAGUUUGAUAUUUUAAAAGUAAUUAUUACAUGAGGAAUCAGGUACCAUAUUGUAAAAGUUUUAAUAUGCACAAUAACCUGAACUACUUUGUACAGUACUUAGUUUUAAAGUAUUUUGUAACUUUUUAAACCAUAUUUUCUAUUUUGUGGUACUUUUUUAAACAGUUUGUGUAUGCAAGGUUUGUGUUUAUGAAUCGCAAACACCCUUUGACCAAAGUUCUCAUAAUAGUUUUGUUUAUAUGGUGGAGCAUUUGUUGCCAUAUUUUCUUUGUUUCGCUGAAUGUAAUGCAUAUGAUUUUCUGUCCCUGUGUGUUUAAUUCUCUGCCUGCCUUAUGUUAGUUUAAUCACUAUUGUCUACUGUAAUUUAAGUAAAAAUUAUAUGAAUGUAUUGGUUGUCAUCCUAUGAAGAGAGAAGAAUUCAAGGAAAGCUGGUCAUUUUGUGUAAGAAAUUGUGGAGUCUUUAAAAAGCUGCUGUCUCAACAGCAUGCCCUUGAAUGUUUUAAAUGCCGGAUGCUUGAUUAAUUCCAUUGAUUCAUACUGGUGUGUCGGUGCAUGCGUAGUCUUUAUUUAAACAGUACAAUCAUAAGUUUUCUUCCUGGAUUUUGAUUCCCCAGUCUGUCAGGACUUAUUUUGAUGACUUGCACAUCUCAAAGCAGAACGAUUACAUGUUGAAUUUACUGAAUUUGUUUAACAUUAAAUAAAACACACAGGAUACUCAAAGUUUUAAGUUUAUUUCAGGCACACGGUUACCUAUUGUUUUUUGUGUACUGUUAAUUUAUUUUGAUUAUAUGAUGGUGUUUUCAAUUUCAAGUAAUUCUUUUAAUGUUUAUCAGUAUUUAAUCUUGGUUUUGUAUUACUUGGUUUUUCAAUAUAUUUUAAAGAUUUUCUUUGUCAUGUAUGCAGCUGAAAUACACCAAAUUUAAAUCUUUUUAAUCAUGUUUUCAAUGAUUAGUAAAUUUUGAUCCAUCAACAUAAUGUCAUUUCGUUUUCUUGUUGAGUUUCUCUAUGUUAAACAAUACUGAAAGUUCCGAGAAGUUUCUGGAAAUCUGACAUUAUCCUCAUUCAAGUUUGGAGCUGAAGACUUAUGAAAACGUGGUUUUGGUCAAUUUAUUUCGGGUUCUGUUUGUAGUCGGUAGUUUUGUCAAUAAAAUAAACAA
Molecule: messenger RNA, 3636 nt
Organism: Scleropages formosus (Asian bonytongue)
Lineage: Eukaryota; Metazoa; Chordata; Actinopteri; Osteoglossiformes; Osteoglossidae
Gene: irak1
Product: interleukin-1 receptor-associated kinase 1
Exons: 14
Coding region: 216-2291 (691 amino acids)
Biological process (GO): protein phosphorylation; signal transduction
Cellular component (GO): plasma membrane
Molecular function (GO): protein binding; ATP binding; protein kinase activity
Source: RefSeq, a predicted model, not a curated record